Molecule: messenger RNA, 1665 nt
Organism: Symbiodinium natans
Lineage: Eukaryota; Dinophyceae; Suessiales; Symbiodiniaceae
Source: the annotation of a GenBank genome assembly
AUGUUCCAUGUUAUACGGUUGUGUUGCUUUUCCGGCCUUACGUGGGCCGUGCGGGUCAGCAACGACGAAAUUGAUCAGCUCAAUGUCGGCGAUGGCCCAGCAAUCCACUGGCACGACUCAGCCGGAUGCCGUGAGGUCAAGGAAUUUGCCCCUGAGCCAGCGGUGCUAAAGAUCAACCUCGACUUGUCCAAGGUGUGGUCGAUGCUUCGUGGCAAGGCUCUGGUCGCGAUUGGAGGCAUUGACGAGAUGAAUGCCAAGAUCAAACUGCGCCUCAAGAAGUCAGUGGGUGCGCAGGAGAUCGACGUCCGAGUUUUGCCCGACACGGUGCUCAGCGGUGAUUUGGAGGAUGUGAAGAUGUCUGUUCCUGGCACUCCAACGGCGUCCUUCAGCAACGUGUCGUUCAAGGCAACGUCAAAAGACUCGAGUCUGCCCAUGCUGGCUUUGUCCGCAGCAGUCGUCAAGGAGAACGGCAGCAGCAGUUUGAGGUUCCCCAAAGAGGAUAGAGAUCUGAACCUUGCAUUCGAGAAGCUGCAGGUCCGAGGGAACGGAUACUGGAGUGGGACCGUGGCCCGAAUCACGAACCUGCUCAGUCGGGCGGGUGCCGUCAACAUCAAGGCUUUCCAGCAACUUGCCGCCGCCCUGGUUUUCCGCUUUGUGGUGAACUUUGCAAACGAAGCUCUGCCGUCGGAGCUGAUGGCCAUGCUUGGGAGCGAGGAGCACGGCUUCGUUGUUGAGUUUCUGAUGAACGUGGAGUUCUACGGGAAGGACGAUCCCAGGGAUCCGGGCCUCGCCUUCCGGGUGGUGACCAGGGACUUUGCGAUCGAAGCGACGCAUCGAGGCCUCGCAGACUUUGUGAACGGGGCUUUUGAUGGGCUUAAGAUCUUGGGAUUGUCCGAUGACUUUGAAAAGUCGCGUGAGAACCUCUUGAAGAUGGCAAUAAAAGAAGACCUCAACAUGGACGUGAAUGUAACGGCAACUACGCCUUUCGCCUAUUUGCCUGACAGUCCCAGUGGCUGGGGACCCGUCUUCUUCCUCAAGGUGAAAAUGGACAUGGACUCCCAGGGAAAUGGAUGGGGCGAGGAGGAGCGCUUGGCUGCAGGCCAGGGUCCGCAGCCGCAGAUCCAGCCCUCGAGGCCGGAAUGCCUGAGUGGCAAGAGCUGGACUGAUGUCUCACCCGAGUGCCGGAGCCGUGUGAUGCUUAUGCGAGCGCUCAGCAAAGCAGAAGACUUGGAUGAUCUUGCCCUCGAACAGUGGAUGCAGCUGUUUGGGACAUGGGUGCACACGGCCUUGAAGAACACAUUCCCUUUUCUCUUCCGCAAGCCUUUGGCGACUGAAGUCGUUGCUACAGAGGAGAGGUGGAAACAGAACUGCAGCUACGCGAUGCUGUCCGUCCCUCCCGGGGAGUGGUGGACUCCGAUCUUGGCAGUUCGUGAAGUUCUGCAAAUCUAUAAUCCGCACGUGUCGGAGCUUCAUGAGAUUCUGCGGAACUUCAACAUUCGUCUCAAGAUCCGCCAGACGAUCUACGCUAGUGACGUGCAUCCAGAAGCCGGUUCCAUGGUGGCGAUCAGUGACAGGGGAGAAGGCGUGCCCGCACUGAAGGUGGGUUAUCUCGGGAAGUGGAACGACCUCCUGAAGCUGGUUCCACCUGGAAUCCUGUACUUGUAG